Molecule: messenger RNA, 627 nt
Organism: Caenorhabditis remanei
Lineage: Eukaryota; Metazoa; Nematoda; Chromadorea; Rhabditida; Rhabditidae
Exons: 4
Coding region: 1-627 (208 amino acids)
Source: RefSeq, a predicted model, not a curated record
AUGAUGUCAACCAGGCCUUCUUUGUCGAAAACAGGCUCAAAUGCGCGAUCGACAGUUGCAGCUGUUCUAAACAUAGAAUGUCUUCACGUGAUCUGUAACUGGGCGGAGCUUAAGAAAGUGAUGAAACCAUUUCUCGCAACAAAGGAUACACGAAGAAUCAAAGUGAAACACUGGGAAAAUCUUCUCGAGUACUCAGGGUACAAAGCAUUUGACGAAUUGAUCUUUGCAAUAAACAGAAAAGUGAUUGAAUUGAGUCUUUUGUCGCCUGCGACUGAGCUUGUUGCUGUUUUCGGCGGUUAUCAGCACCAGGAAAGCACAUCUCCAGAAGUUUACGCAUCCGACAUUCCAUUCUUAAUCGGCGUUGAGCACACGAAUUCCCUCUUCGGCGACGAGAGUUUUGGCACCACGACCGCCGCACUGGUUACUGUAGAAUACGUGGGAGAACCCGCUGCCAUCGACGACGAUGAUGUUGCUCUCGGCGGUGUGCACGGUGUUGUUGGUGACGUGGUGGAGGAUGUCACGGCAGAAGUUGCUUGGUUUAAUGACGUUUUCUCACAGGUUGGACACAAAUUCUCGAUGGAUUCGCCAAUCGAGAGUUGGCGGUGUCCGUGGGCAAACUGGAAUUGA